UUACGUCACUGAGGUUAACCAAUCAGGGACACAAACAUCAGGUAAACACGGAAGACUUUAACACUGAUAAUAAAGUUGAAGAAAAACCCACACCUCCUGCAAACAAAUGUAGACUGAACGUUGUUUUCGUUUAUUUUAAUUAAAAAUAGGAGAAUCCGAUUAUUUUGUUGGACAGAAAUGGGUUGCUCAUGGAUUGGCGUCGCAGUUUCGCUUUGUUUUGCAGUUUUCUCCGUAGCUGUCGCCGUUAGCGGGCAAACGCUGGCCAUGCCGCCCCCUCUACCCACUGCCGUCGGUGUCCUUUCUUUGGCCGGGAUGGCGCUGCUUUGGAGGGACAUUAGCUCGAAGGUGAAGGGUGAUAAGCGGACUUUGGGCAGUCUGUUGAGCCAAUAUGUGGCUGUGAAGGCAGUGGGCUGGCUUGGCAGGCGCCAGCGAAAGAAACUAGAAGCCGAUACGCUCAAGGUGAAGCAGGUCCAGGAGGAGACUCUGCUGAAGAGACUCCGGAAAAACGCGGACACUUUCUAUGGAAGAAAGUAUGACUUCCGCUCUAUUGAAGACGCUGCUGGUUUCCGAGCCCGUCACCCCAUCACCACGUAUGGCGACUACCGGGAGUUUAUCGAACGCGUUGCAGCUGGAGAAGAGAAAGUAAUAAUUGCUGAGAAGCCGCUGAUUCUGGCCAUGACCUCGGGGACGUCGGGACCGAGUGCCAUGUUGCUCAGCACCAAGGACACAAACACAGACUUCUUCCUGCAGGGGGUGACUGUUUGCUUAGAAGCCAUGCGGCAGGCUUUCCCUGAGUCCGACAGCCUUCAGCGCACCACCAAAUUCUUCUACACUCCCACAUUUCGCCAAUCAGAGGCAGGAAUUCCUAUCGGACCGAAUUCCUCCACACCUGCCUCGUCCCGCCACAUCCUCAACCUCUAUACGACUCCAGCUCCUGCCUUUGAGGUUCCCAGUGAAAAGGACACUUUAUACCUGCACCUACUGUUUGCACUGAAAGAUCCCAGUGUGGGAACGUUGGAGUCCAACUUUGCUUCUACGGUCUUCUAUGCUUUCACUGCUCUUCAGGAGCGCUGGCAGGAGCUGGUGGAGGACGUGGAGCGAGGGACGAUCAGCAGCUCCUUGACCCUGGAGCCCAAAGUGAGGAGCAGACUGGAGGCUCUAAUGAAGCCAGAUGCAGAGAGGGCUGCCCAGCUGCGGGCCCACUUCCAUGAGGGCUUUGGGGGGAUUGCCAAGCGCCUGUGGCCUCACCUGAACCUGGUGCUGGCAGUGGACUCUGGCUCCAAUCAGAUCUACGGGGAAAUGUUGAGGGAGCAUUACUGCAGAGGAGUGCCUUUCUAUUCACCCUUCUACGCCGCUACGGAGGGUCUGAUUGGGGUGAACCUGUGGCCUCAGGAGCCGGACAGACGCUACCUGCUUUGUCCGCGCUCCAUGUUCUGCGAGUUCCUGCCGGAAAGCAGCCUGGAUGAAGAAACCCCCCAAACUCUGCUGAUGGAGGAGGUGAAGGAAGGAGAAAGCUACGAACUCGUCAUCACCAACGCUUCAGGCCUUUUCAGAUAUCGUAUCGGAGACAUUGUGAAAGUCACUGGAUUUCAUAACCAGUGUCCCAUUGUGGAGUUUCAGUACAGACGAGGUCAGAUGCUCAACGUUCGAGGAGAGAAAGUCUCUGAGGCGUUGUUCCUCGGCGCGUUGAAGAACGCCGUCGCUCAGUGGCCCGGAGCUCAGCUAGUCGACUACUCUUGUGCCGAGAGCGGCAUCUUGGGCGAUUCAAUAGGAGGCUCAGAUCCUCAUUACCAAGUGUUUAUAGAGCUAAAAGGAGUGAGGAAUCUAACAGAAGAACAGAGAUAUAAGCUGGACAUUUGUCUCCAGAAGGACUCCGCGGUGUAUAAGUCCUUUCGUAUAAAAGGCAGCAUCGGGUCGAUGAGGGUGCAGCUGGUGUCAGAAGGGGCGUUUAAGGAGCUUCAGAGGAAGAUGAUGGCGUACACGAGCACCUCGGCCAACACUUUCAAAAUGCAUCGUGUGCUCCGACGGAAAGAGUACGCAGAGUUCCUGCUGGGAAAAACAGUUUCCUGAAGAUGAGACAUGAAUCGCGAACUGAAAGGAAGUGAAGUAAUAAGAUUUAAAAAGUGCCUUUGGGAGGAUUUGAACACAAAAAUUACAACAGUUUAUUUAUAUUUUAUGACAAUGAUGUAUUUAAUGUUUUUUAUUCUAUCAUGACAAACAGAUUCAGUUUAUUCAUUUGUUGAGAUUUUUUUUAAGAACAUUUGCUAUUAUUCAGUAAAUACUGUAUCAAUCAUUACAUAGUUCACAUUUUUAUUUCCUAAAGAAAAAUACUGACAACCACUGGAUUGGUUAAUCACAUAAAAUCUCAGUAAAAUACAGUUUGUGGCUGUAAUGAGAGAAAAUGUGAGAAAUUUGAAGGGGUAUUAAUAGUUUUGCAAGUUUUUCAUUAAUAUGGUUUCCAACUAGAAAGUCGGUCAUAUGCAGCAUCUGAGUUUACAUAUGAACAUUAAAUUAUUUAUUUAAGUUCUUACAGAAACAUUUAAAGCUUAAAGGUGACACAACAGAUUACACCAGAAACCUUUUACCACGAGGGCCAAAAUCGCUAAUUUGUAAGUACUUUUAGACCACAAAAAGUAUUUUAUAUCAAAUGUUUUAUGACUUACAAAAAAGUUUACCCACUUAUUAAUAAUCAAAAUUUAAAUAAUUGUAGAUAUAAAAGGUUUUGCACAAUUAGGGUGUCAUAAGACAGGCGUAACGUUUCAAACAUUUUUGAUUAUUUUCUUUUUUUGAGUAAAAGUAGGUUGAUGCUUGUGGUUCUAGUUAAAGUUAAGACAAUUACAGAAACAUUAAUAAAUGAGAAUCUGGUUGUUGGUUGUUGUUUUUUUCCCUUUUAAUAAAAAUGCCUACAUUGAGGCGUGGGGCCAAACAAACUCCUUCAGAGGGUCACAAAUGGCCCCCGGACCACACUUUGGACACCUCUGGAUUACACCAUAAUCUCCUUGUUCAAUCAAAAACUGUAAAAAGAAUAAUACUGGGAACAUGUUAGCACUGGAUUUUAAACUGUUUCUGCAGUUUAAGUGAUUCUACUGUAAGUAAAGGAUGUUUCUAAAAUAGAUAACCAGUUCAAAAUGUUUUUCCGUCCUCAUUAAAGUCUGGCUAUAAUAACAUAUAACUCAUAAUCUAAUUGAUAUGCUACUGAUACAUCAAGCAAACCCAAUUUAUCUGACAGUUUUUAUUUUUUUGGUGUCGUAAGCAGCUGCUUGGCUCUCUUAUUCCUUGACUCCAGAGAUUAUAAAUAAUUUCAGUAAACUCCUUCUUUGCCUUUCAGUGCUCUUUGCCACCACUGGGAGGUGCUAGUCAAACAUGACCUACUGUGGUUUAUUUUAGUUGAACAAUUUGCAAGAAUUUGAAUAUAAAAAUAGUCUGAAACGACUUCAGCUAAUUAAAUCCGGUGUCAGUGUGAACUGAAAAUCAUAACACAUGCAGGCGAGAUUUAAUGUGGAAAAACAGGAGCCCUUCAUCCCAUUUAUAAUUAAUUUAAUCAAAUUAAAUGUCAACAGGAGGACUUACCUGAAACGGUAACAGGACUUACCUGAAACGGUUCUCUUUGUUUUGUUUCUUUUGUUCUGUGGUGUGCAUGAAAAGUGUUUCUCCAGCAAGAGUUCAUAAACUGGGCUAAUAUUUUUAGUCGUGUCCCAUUUCAGCUGAGAUUUGACAUUGUUCUCAGUUUAUUUUUGCUUCAGUGAUAACCCCUCACACUGUCUGCAUGUCAGUUAAUCCCCUUAAAGAGCUAAAAGAUUGUUCUCAUUGGUCAGUACUUGACAAAUUCUCUAGAAAAACAUUGUCAAGAUACCAAAUGUAUUAUUUGUGUUGGCAGAAAACAGCUAAUUGACUGCUACAGUACAGUAUUUUCCACAAUUUCUCAGCUUAUUUUGGUUUGUCUCUUGUUGGAAGGUGUGAGUGUCUCAGUUUCCUGGCAGAUUUGCAGCCUUAGAAACAUUUCGACCAUGUGUGCAAACAUCUGCUCGCUCGCUAGUUAAUUCAGUGUAAGCAGCCAAGAUGUGAGAAUGACAGGCCUGAUUCCUCAAUGGUCUGCUGCUGAGGGAAGGAGGGCUGGUUUAAAUGAGAGAAGGGAAAUUGCAUGCCGAGUGACUUAAAGAGCUUCUAUAUCCUCCAAUUAAAGUCAGGAUUAGUGCCAUCGAUUUUCAUUGACGGAUCUUAACAAAGAUCCGAUUAACCGUCAAAUCGAUUACGAUUUAUUAGUUAUUAUUAAUCACGCCGAGAUGCAUUAAGUAAAACCAUGCAA
Molecule: messenger RNA, 4306 nt
Organism: Poecilia latipinna (sailfin molly)
Lineage: Eukaryota; Metazoa; Chordata; Actinopteri; Cyprinodontiformes; Poeciliidae
Gene: ghdc
Product: GH3 domain containing
Exons: 11
Coding region: 178-2070 (630 amino acids)
Cellular component (GO): cytoplasm
Molecular function (GO): acid-amino acid ligase activity
Source: RefSeq, a predicted model, not a curated record